AUGGCGACAGGGACGCUACUGCCUGUUAGCAGACCCAUGAGAGGAUUUCCUUGUUUAUUAUUUUUGUUAUACUUAAAUCUGCUCUAUUGCCAGCAGUUUAUUAUCCCAUUUAAAGCUCCUUCAGACUGUGGCGUAGAUGAAUUCUUCGAUAUAUCCAGUUUGUCGUGCUCCAGGUGUGGUUCAAAUCAGCGCCAAAGCUCUACAGGAUUGAGCUGCGUUUGCCAGACUGGCUACAAAACCACAAAUGUCUCCCCUAAUAGUGUGUCCAUCACUUGUGAGCUGUGUCCUUCAGACAGGCCUGCAGUAACAAAAGACGGGUUUGGGUGUGUUCGCUGUCCAGGCAGCGUCAACGAUGAGGGAAAAUGUCAGUGUCCUCCAGGCCUUAUCCUGGUGGAAAGGGAUAUCAACGGCAAUCCUUUGAAUGAGCCAAGAUGUGAAGUAUGCAACAACAACAGCCCUGCUUUGUCCAUAGCAAACAACAAAGGAGACAGGUGUGAGAGAUGCACACCUACCUUCAUCAAUACAUCCUGUGUGUGCCCUGCUCCUAAUGUCCCAGCCGGAGGAUUGUGUUUCCCUACAGGAAUCCUUUCCACUAACGUGAAUCCCAGUGUCAACUAUGCUCAGCUGAAAUUCAGCGUCCAGUCUGCCUGGUUUGUGGAAAAUCUCUACUCCUCCUCAGCAGCUUGCCUUGCCUACUCUAACCUGACAGCAUGCCAGGCCCUGGGGAACAUGUGUGUGAUGAACAUGCACUCCUUCGGUGGACUCUCCACAGAUGCUUGUGGUCUUUUUAACACCGUGUACAAAUCAAAAGCUGCUCUGAGCUCAGUUCAAGACAUUUCUUAUUGGAGAGUGAAUCUCCCGUGGCUUUUCUACGGAGACGAACCGGGGCUGGCGAGUCGUGUUCUUCAAACAGAGCCUGUUCCUACUGUCUUCAGUUUCAGAGGAAGAAACAAGAACACAGAGAUUCAGCUGCUUGCUGCUGUCUACAAUGUCAGGGGAGAGUUCUUGAGAUGGGAGCAAGCUGGAGGACGUAACUUGAUGCUUUGUCCAGAACCGACCCCAAAGAAGGCGUCCGCUUUCAGCUUUGGAACUGCUUACGAAGAAAGUUGCGACCUCUCAGUGGUGGACCUCCUCGUUUCCCAUCCGGAACCGUUGUUCUACGAUGUUUACAUGGACCUCGGAGGAGGAGAGAACAGGAAACUUCUUCCUCUGCCAACGCUGGUUCAGAACCAACAAUACAAUGGGCGGUUCAUCAACCAGGAUGAUAUGAGGAACUGGUAUUUGUCUCGCCGAAUGUUUCUCGUGGACACAUUGGGUGGCAGAGAGAAGAGCGUAACAUCCUCACCUAAAGUCAUUCGGGUCGCCACCAGUGUCCGAAUAAGGUUUCAACUCGUUCCUCGAACCCAGGAAGGGCAAAUAUUUCCCCCUCUGAUGACUGUGACUUACACAGAUCUCCUCAUCACCGACAUCAACACUCAAACUGUGUCUGUACGUUUUGCUAUGGAUUAUGAGAUGGAUCAGACAGAGGCUCGUGCAAAGACAGAUACCGCUAUCGGUAUUUUGGGUGGUGUGGCCGUGCUCUACUCUCUCCUGAAGACCGUGAGCUGGAAGAGAAGGAUUGCUUCGCCCGUCAUUGAUCUGGAGACGAUGCUGAAGUUUCUGUUGUUCUAUUCCGGGGAUUUAGCCAAUGUUUUCUUUGUGGUCACGGUGGGAACUGGCCUUUACUGGCUAAUCUUUUAUAAGGCCCAACAGUUUGUAUCGGUUCUGCUUCCACUGCCUUCUCAAGAGGAGCAGUUUGUGACAUACAUAGGGUGUGCCUUUGCUCUCAAGGCUGUCCAGUUUCUGCACAAGCUUUACCUGCAGGUGACAGUGGAUAUAUUUCUCAUAGACUGGGAGAGACCCAAGAGCAAAGGGAACAGGACAGUUCAAGCUCACGGGGAAACUAAACGCGACCCCUCCCCAGUCAGCAUCUGGAGGACUUACUUUGUGGCGAACGAGUGGAACGAGCUUCAGACCAUUCGAAAGAUCAGCCCAACUUUUCAGAUCAUGGCUGUGCUCUUCUUUCUCGAAGUCCUGGAUUUCUCCAACCUAGCUCUAAGAGACCCCAUGGCAACUUUACAGCGCUCCCCAGAGGCGUACACCCCUCCUUACAGCCUGAUUUUGCGCUAUGGCCUUGCAGCCACGCUUUGGCUCUGCAUUGGCCUUCUGCAGGUGAUAUUCUUCACUGUCUUUUAUGAACACUUUGUGGAGGACAAAAUGCGUCAGUUUGUGGAUCUCUGCUCUGUCAGUAAUAUCUCUGUGCUGCUGUUCAUCAAUCGCUGUUUUGGUUACUACAUCCACGGACGCUCAGUGCAUGGACACGCAGACACAAACAUGGAGGAAAUGAGUAACAACCUAAAGAGAGAAAGUGAGUCGCUGUGCGGCCAGCGAGGUUUGGUUCCCAACUCGGACAUUCAGACCUUUCAGGUGUCCAUCACCAACCGUCUGAGAUUGCAGUAUGACAGGAUACAAGAUUCUAUCAGCAGGAGGAACAGGCCAUCAAGGCUGAUGGAUGCAUCCACGGCCAACUUAUCAGAUCUACAGUUCAGAGCAUACAACACCAUGAACCAUUUCCUGGGAUCCAUCAUAGACCAUGGCCAUCCUGACAUGGACUACAUGGUGAAGGAAAAGCUGACUUUGGAGCGCGUCAUCGGAAUGGAGUUUAUGGAACCCUCCGAUAAAAGCUACUUUUAUAAUGAUCAGGCUCACUCCUUUAGUAAUGUCCUGUUUUAUGGAAAUGAGGCCACGCUGCUGAUCUUUGACACUUUGUUCUUCUGUGUUGUUGACCUGGGAUCCCAGAACUUUGUGCUGGCAGCGGUGCUCACAUACGUACAGCAAAUGAUAUUCCGCUUCAUCCGUAACACUCUUGGGAGGCGGAACCUUGCCAACAAAACACUGGUGGAUCAAAGAUUUCUGAUAUGAGCUCCUGGGUCUUUUAUUCGUUAAGAAGAUGUUUAUUGUUCACUUGUGCUUCUUUUCUUAAAGUUAUGUAUUUGGAAAUAUUUACAUGCUUUUAUACUGAAUA
Molecule: messenger RNA, 3064 nt
Organism: Cyprinodon variegatus (sheepshead minnow)
Lineage: Eukaryota; Metazoa; Chordata; Actinopteri; Cyprinodontiformes; Cyprinodontidae
Gene: tmem67
Product: transmembrane protein 67
Exons: 28
Coding region: 1-2961 (986 amino acids)
Biological process (GO): cilium assembly
Cellular component (GO): MKS complex; ciliary transition zone
Source: RefSeq, a predicted model, not a curated record